Molecule: messenger RNA, 4384 nt
Organism: Ictalurus punctatus (channel catfish)
Lineage: Eukaryota; Metazoa; Chordata; Actinopteri; Siluriformes; Ictaluridae
Gene: arhgap22a
Product: Rho GTPase activating protein 22
Exons: 10
Coding region: 741-2825 (694 amino acids)
Biological process (GO): activation of GTPase activity; signal transduction
Cellular component (GO): focal adhesion
Molecular function (GO): GTPase activator activity
Source: RefSeq, a predicted model, not a curated record
UUUUAUUAAAAUAUUUCAUAUCUAGAAAGUCAGUGUUUGAGAAGCAUGCAAAAAAUGGCAUUGGGUUUAAGAGUCUGUAAAACCACACAUUUAUGAAAGAUUAUGAAUGCUGGUUUAAGUAAGUGACAUUUCAAUGUGGACCUGUGACUAAUGCAGACAGAUUACAAGUAAAACAGAGAACAUGUGAUAGGAACAGGGAAGUGGGAUUGAUACACACACCCACCCACACACACACACACACACACACACACACACACACGCCCAUGCCCUCAUCAGCAGUUACCGCAUACACCAACUAACACAAACCACAAAGCCAAUUUGGAGGAAGGAAGCAGGAGGAAAAUGGCGAAGACCCCUUCUGUUUCUUCUCCGCUGAAUUAUUGACAGUAAUCAUUCAGGCAUUUAAUGGCCAGGACAGAGUAGAAUUCAUUUGGGUGGUGGUGGGGAUAAAUAAUUCAUCACGCGUAAGGGCAGAUCUGAGCGCGUGCAAGAGGUCCUCUUCUCCAGCUGCCUCUGCAUAAUGAGAGUGGGAGGGGCUCAGGAAACAUACAGCUCAGAGCAAUGGGCCAGUGGUACACGAGAGAGUGAGAGAGAUAGAGAGAGAGAGACAGAGAGAGAGAAAGAGAGAGAGGGGGGAUGCUGGUUAGAGCCGGUGGAUGAGGUGCAACAGGGCGAGGCAGUGGAGGAGAGGCUAGUGAAGAUCCAAACAUGUGGAUGGGAGAGUGCACUGCUAUCCAACGAUGAGCACUAUGCUGAGCCCCAAGAUCAGACAGACGAGGCGAGCCAGGUCUAAGAGCAUGGUGAUGGGGGAGCUGACACGGGCCUCGAGCCGGCCGUCCUCCCCUAGUCUCCAGGAGAAAGCACUGAAGGCUGGCUGGCUGAAGAAACAGCGCAGCAUCAUGAAGAACUGGCAGCUGCGCUGGUUUGUGCUGAGAACUGACCAACUUUACUUCUUCAAAGAUGAAGAGGAAACUAAGCCACAGGGCUGCAUCCCAUUACAUGGCUGCCAGGUCAACGAGUUAAGUGCCAAUCCUGAUGAGCCUGGACGGCAUCUUUUUGAGAUAGUUCCAGGUGUUACAGGUACAGAAAAGGACCGAUCAGCUCCUAGCCAUGAUGCCUUCCUGCUUAUGGCAAACUCCCAAAAUGACAUGGAGGACUGGGUCAAAGCCAUUAGACGUGUCAUCUGGGCACCUUUUGGCGGAGGGAUCUUUGGACAGCAUCUGGAGGACACGGUGCAGUAUGAGCGAAAGUUUGGGACCCGGCUGGCACCUCUGCUGGUGGAGCAGUGUGUGGACUUCAUACGAGAACAAGGUCUGAAAGAAGAGGGCCUCUUCCGCAUGCCAGGACAGGCAAACUUAGUCAAAGAGCUCCAGGAUGCUUUUGACUGUGGUGACAAACCUUUGUUUGACAGCAAUACUGAUGUUCAUACGGUGGCAUCUCUGCUGAAGCUGUACCUCAGGGAGCUGCCUGAACCAGUCAUCCCCUUCAACAAAUAUGAGGACUUCCUCACCUGUGCCCAGCUACUGCUCAAAGAUGAGGAAGUGGGCCUCAGUGAGCUGGCAAAGCAGGUGAGCACUCUUCCUCAAGCCAACUACAACCUGCUGAAGUACAUUUGCAAAUUCUUGGAUGAAGUCCAGUCUUAUGCAAAUGAAAAUAAAAUGAGUGUUCAGAACCUUGCAACAGUAUUUGGGCCAAAUAUCCUCAGAGCAAAAAUGGAGGAUCCUGUUUCAAUGAUGGAGGGUACCUCUCAGGUGCAGCACCUCAUGACAGUACUGAUCAGCGAGCAUGAGAGACUUUAUGGAGGCACAGAGGUUGAGACAUCCUCAAAGCAGAGUAAGACACCUGCUCAGGGCCAGCGUGGCAUGGUAGCUUGGGAAUCAGAGGAUGAAAUACAGCACUGCCCCUCUUCUAGUCAGACACCUAGCCUUCCUGACCACAUGUGUGGCAGUGCCAUAUCUCUGGAUACAAACAUGGGCAUGCCCAAUAAUGCAAAACGUGCACCUCAGGGAAAAGCUGGGCCUGCGGUCAGCCCAAGCAAACAGGCCAAAUCUCUCCCUUCAUGGAAAUAUUCUUUUAAAAGCAGCAGUACACGGGCUCAGCUGCCUAAGAUUGGAGGCUCAUCUGUGGACGUAUCGAACAGUGGGAACUGGCUGAUGAAUGGCCUGUCAUCUCUGAGAAGCCAUCGACGCACAUCGUCAGGAGAGCGUGUGGGCAAGGACUCAGUGCUGUCUCAUCGCCUUUCCACCUAUGACAACGUAACUGUUUCCAGCGUGAGUGUGCCCAGUGUGGCCAGCUCACCCUGGUCCACUUCCUCCUGUGAGAUAUCGGUAGUGAACUCAGUGAGUAGCGAGCCUUCAGCACUGAGUACAGACCAGGACAAGUGGGUAGAGACAAGGGUGGAAGAGAAAGACAUCACAGAAAGUAGUGAAGCACUGGAAUUGUGUGUAAGCAGCACGGGAUGCAGUGAGUAUGGGAAUGUGGAUGAUACCGUGGAUGAAUCAACAGAUCCUGAUGACAACUCACAAGCUCUUAACAGCCUUAUAACUGAACUGAAGAACGAGCUGAAGAAACAAAAAAUUUAUUAUGAAGCCCGAAUACGGAGGCUGGAAGAGAACAGUGAAUUGCUGACUCAGCAGGUCGACAGGUUAGAGGAGGAAUUAGACCAGGAGAGGAAGAAGUAUAGAAUGUUGGAAAUUAAACUGCGGAACUCAGAGCGAGCCCGUGAGGAUGCAGAGAACCGGAACCGACUACUGCAGAACGAGAUGGAGGAGUUCUUCUCCACUUUAGGAGAUCUAACGAUGGGGACAAGGACAAAGAAAAUGUGACUCCACAUUAGAUGCAUUUUUAAAUCUCUAUACUCAUGUAUCAUGGGUAUUCUGAGGCAAUUUCAAGCUGUUCCAUUGCAGCAACUUGAUCAACUCUUAUCUAUUAGUAGCAAAUCUAUUUUUCCCCUCAAACUUCAACCUGAAAUUUUAGGAUAUGUUUAAAUGAUAAUUACCAUCACCGGCGUCUCAAUCACUUCGCUUCCAGUGUGCACAGACGAUACCAAAGCAUGAUAUCACUGAUUGUUUGCAGUUGCUGUAAUUAUGGUUGCCUACUCUCAAUGAUUUUCAUAAGACAGAUUAUUUCCAUGAUAGUGCCUUUUGUGUUGAUGCAUGCUAUUGGGAAAAUACAGCUUAACCACAGACGAGGCAUUACAUAUGAUCUCAUAGCUCCACAUUUCUCACAACUCCUUUACAAUUUUGUUACUUGAAGUCCAUGACCACAAAAUACCUAUGGCUGUCCAGUCUUAAAGAAAUAUACAAUGGCAAAUCGUUGCUGGUUUAGUCAAUGAUUGUUACACUUCCCACCUCGUUUAUCAAAUCCCUUUACUGUAAAGUGAAACACAGUUUGCUAAAAAGGCAAAGACAUUUUUGAGAAGACUGGUGGAAAGACCAACAAAUAAACUCUAGCGGCAUUUGCAUAUUUAUUCCUGAAAAAAAAUAAAUAAAUAAAAAAAUAAAAAAAUAAUACAUUUAGCAUUAAUGAGGUUGCCACGGUUAAAAGGAUUAUUGCUGUAUAACUUAUUUCUCAGGUGUUGUUGGGGGAAAAAAAACCACACUGAAUAAACAUACUGUUUUUUGGUAUAUAAAAGGCAGAAAUUAAUGUGAAUGACUUGUAAAGUUAAAAUCUUAUUGUGCUUUCCCCUCAUGAAAGUGCCAAAAUCGAGGUUGUACUGCUUUCGUAUCAUUGGUUAUUGACAUUAUAUGACUGAAAGCAAAGGAAACAUAAUAAAGUUAUCAUCACAGGCUUUAUGGUCACAGAUGUUCCCAAAGAAUUUUACCUUGAUCCAAUUUGACAAAAUUUGCACUUAGGAAUGUGUCACCUACCUUGAAAGAACUGUAAAACACAUUUUAGUUACUACCGUAUAUAUGUUUUCUUUCUAAAUUUAACAAAAUAUUAAAUGCACAAAUUAUAAUUGUACAUUUCAGCAAAUAUGAAUGCAGGAUAUCCUAGCAUGUGCACUUGCAACAAAUCUCGAACACAUUCAUGUAGCAAAAGUGAAAUGAUCACAAACACGAAUUAUUUGAUGUAUUUAUUUGCAGUGGUUACAACACUGUUGAAUGCCAGUGCAAUCUAAUGAUGUGGUACACACUGAUGACCUUUACAUAUAACUGCAUGUGUGGAGCGUUCUACAGCAACUAACCAUCAUCGCCAAGUCAUGAUCAUACUAUCGAUGUGGUCUUCCUGAUAACGGCUAUUUUGCAUUCUCAACUUAACUCCGUUAGCAGUCCAUAUAGUUGGAGAAAUGUCCAAGCUGUGUAUGAUUAUAUUUAGUGGCUAGUGUAAGAUUUCCAUAAAUGCUACAAGUAUCCAGAUCAAAUGGGAAAGUUUAAUGAAGUGG